Molecule: messenger RNA, 949 nt
Organism: Tigriopus californicus
Lineage: Eukaryota; Metazoa; Arthropoda; Copepoda; Harpacticoida; Harpacticidae
Gene: mbf1
Product: endothelial differentiation-related factor 1-like
Exons: 3
Coding region: 174-653 (159 amino acids)
Cellular component (GO): nucleus
Molecular function (GO): DNA binding
Source: RefSeq, a predicted model, not a curated record
GUGCCUGUCUGCGGUAGGUAGAGAGGGCGGGCGGGUAGGCACAGUGGGCACGGCCCGUCGGUCUGAAUCGUCUGAAUGGUCUGAAUUAUUCCUAGGUUCGUGUUCCUCCUGGAUUUCUCGUUCCAGCCUCCGAAUCUGAACGUUGAUUGCACCCAAAGGUUGAGAUUAGCAACAUGUCGGAUUGGGACACGGUCACCAUUAUUCGCGGCAAGAAUGCCAUCCGCGGGGCGGGUGCGGCCAAAUCGAAUGCGGCUGUCAAUGCGGCUCGUCGUCGCGGCGAAGCCAUCGCCACCGAGGAGAAAUACGGCGGUGGCGGCAACAAACAGCACGGCACGCAGCUCAACACCAUGAAGUUGGACCAAGAGACGGAAGAGCUCAAGCACAACACGGUGUCCAUGGACGUGGGCAAGUUGAUCCAAAAGGGCCGCCAGGCCAAGAAUCUGACCCAAAAAGAUCUGGCCACCAAGAUCAACGAGAAACCCCAAGUGGUCAUCGAGUUCGAGUCCAGCAAAGCCUUGCCCAACGCGGCCAUCCUGGCCAAGAUGGAGCGCAUUCUGGAUAUCAAGCUCCGAGGCAAAGAUAAAGGCAAGCCUUUGGUGCCCAAGGACAAGGAUAAAGCCAAACCCGCGGUGGCCAAGGGCAAGGGCAAAUAAAGCCUCGGAUGCGGAGGCCGCGGGGGAAGCCUGGGCGCACAUUCUAACCGACCCACUAGCGGAUACGGUUUCGGCGGGGCGUCUAAGUAGGCGUGCUGGCUGCAACCACAUGUCUUAAUCAUAGUGCUCGGUUUCGCAAUCGGUCGGUUCCCAGCUUCCCCCGCCCUCUGAAGGGUAAUCCCGUCAGACACCCAUUACGUCGUCUGGGCUCGGAGAUUCCCACGUUUUUAUCUUUUUUUUAAAAUAAACUAUAUAUAACGAGCCUGGAUUGAUUAAUCAAUCGCUCGAUUCAUGAA